Klebsormidium nitens is the source of this 2153-nucleotide messenger RNA. The record is from the annotation of a GenBank genome assembly. Lineage: Eukaryota; Viridiplantae; Streptophyta; Klebsormidiophyceae; Klebsormidiales; Klebsormidiaceae.
CGAGAUCUCUGUUGAAAGGGGCAUCAAGUGCUGACGCAGGUUGCGGAGCUUUGGAGCGCAGCGCUGUGGAAAGAUGCAGGCGUGCAGCGCUGCCUUUCAGGGCGCGUCGGUUGUUUCCCAUACUGCAAGGCAUCUGUCAGCUUCUGCAGAGGGCACCCAAAUAGACUUACUGAAGAGCGGGUCAGCUGUGGGAACUCAAAAACUUCAAAGAGCACCUCUUCUUGCAAGGACUAUUUUUGCUGAUCUCUCGUCGGCGUUCCCUGCGUCGUUGAACGCAGCGCCAGCAUCUGUGUUUGUAGCUUCAUCAGAGAAAGCGACAGCUAGUGGUACCUCAUGCAGUCUACGGCGAAGAAGGGAGGAGCGUAAGGGUUCAGCGGGGAUUUGUCACGCUGCUGCGACCCUUGAGAGUCCAAGAAUUGCUUCAGAUGAAGACCGGCAAGAGCACAACGAGCUGUUCAACUGGAAGCAGCAAUGGUAUCCAGUGUCCCUUCUUGAGGAUCUCGACCCCUCAGCACCAACGCCAAUCCAACUUUUAGGCCGGCCUCUAGUUCUCUGGAAGGACAGCAAAGGAAAAUGGAUCUGUUUGGAGGACAAGUGUCCGCACCGAUUGGCUCCAUUGUCGGAGGGACGGAUUGACGAGUCCGGCUUUCUGCAAUGCUCGUACCAUGGGUGGUCGUUUGACGGCGACGGCAAGUGCGCGGUCAUUCCCCAGGCGGCGUCCAGUGGGCCUGAGGCGGCUGCUAACAGGAACUCGAGAGCGUGCGCGGUGGCUCUUCCCACCAGAGAAUUUCAGGGCCUCCUCUGGGUCUGGCCCGACACGGCAAACCCGGAAGCCUCGUUUUUCAAGGAGCCCGCAAGCCUGCCGCCCGCGUUCAGCGACCCCGCAUAUGCAACCGUGGGCAUCCAGCGAGAUCUGCCGUACGCUUACGACACGCUGACGGAGAACGUUGCGGACCCGAGCCACAUUGACUUCGCUCACCAUAAAGUGACCGGGAGACGCGACCGGGCGCGGCCGCUCAAUCUGCGGGUCGAGGAGGCGAGCAUGAAUGGGUUCAAGGGCGGCACCCAGAACGACCCCCCCGGAAAGCCCCGCUUCUUCUCCGAGUUCCACCCGCCCUGCCUCUUCGUCAACCGCAUCGAGAUCCCCGCGCCCUUCAAGCCCCCCGUUAUCGGCGGCCCCGACGUCUGGGAGAUUUACAUCGCGUCCUAUAACAUCCCGUCCGCGCCCGGCAAGAGCCGCUCGAUCGUCAUAAGCGCGCGCAACUUCUUCCAGUUUCUCUCCCCGGGGGGAAAUUGGUGGCAACCGGUGCCCCGGUGGUACGAGCACAUCACGUCCAACAAGGUGUACGAUGGAGACAUGCUGGUCCUCCAAGGCCAGGAGAAGUAUUUGAGUGGCAUCUCGGCAAAGGACUACGGCCGGGUGACGUACACGCCGACGUCAGCGGACCGGCUCGUCCUCGCUUUCCGGAAAUGGCUGCACAAGCACGGCGGAGGCGGGCCGGAAUUCCCGGAAGGGGUCCCUCUGGAGCCGAACGUGGAGCGGAGCCGGCGAGAGAUGCUCGACCGGCUGCAUCAGCACACGGAGGUUUGCUCCUCAUGUCGUGGGGCCUUGACCGGCCUGAAACGGUUGCGCUACGGGCUGAUGGCUAGCGCGGCUUUGUCGCUCCUCUUAAGCUCUGUGGCUGGCACUCUCCCGCUUCGUCUCGCUUUUACGACAGGCUCUCUAUUGGCACUGGGUAUGGCGGCUUUUGUGUACUUCAAGCUUGAGCAGGAGUUUAUAUUCAGAGACUAUGUCCACGCGCACAUUGAAUGAGCAGUAGUCAUAAGAGCACAGGCAAUUGCAGCACGCGCUUAGCUUAGCAAGGGAGGAAAGCUGUCAAACGAGGAUCGUAGGCCGCGGCAGUCAGGCAAGCAUUGAACGGCAUGGCGGAAUGUGUACAAAACCUUAAUCGGUCCGCCAUCUGAGACAGUCAAGCAUUGGACGUCAAGCAGACGUACGCAAAUCAAUUGCUGAGCGGGCUUCUCUGUUGUAAAAGUGUUGAAUGAGCCGUUUCAUACACAGUAGCAUAGUCGCACAGGUUGAGAUCAGUUCGUCAACAUUGAUGUUCGGGAACACUUUCCACGACAAUUGUCGGGGAGAACCAGUACUUUGC